CUUCACACCAAGUACUUUCCGUGUCCCAAACCCAUGGGGGCAGCCUUACCAGCCACAAAUGUGUCUGGGAUGGUGGCAGAUGGUUUAGGCCUGGACAAGCGACUGUGCCGACAGAGCUACGAAGAUGGCAGUGAAUACUACGGCCAGUUCGUGAAGCGCCAAUUUCAUGGCCAGGGGCGGAUGCGAUGGAACUGCGGUGAUGGUUUGGUGGAUGAGUACAAUGGUUUCUGGGAGAAUGGCAAGAUGCAUGGCCAGGGUGUCUACAAGUACUGUAAUGGUACAAGAUACCAAGGUGAGUUCAAAGAAAACCUCCGGGAGGGCUAUGGCGUCUUGACGUUCACCGAUGGCAGCCUCUAUGAAGGCGGCUGGCGAGAAGAUGUGCCUGAGGGCGAUGGUCGAGUGAUCUACUCCAAUGGCGAGAUCUUGAACACGACCUUCCGAGCUGGGCAGCAAAGUAUGGAAAAACUCGAAAGUUUGGUCAAGGAAUCGGUUCCAGAAGCACCUCCUAUGGCUCUGGAAUUUGCUGCUGGUAGUGGCAUCGUGAACCCUGCCCUUAAAGACGCGCCGAAGACGGAAGCUGCACAACCAGCGCCGCCGCCGCCGCCACCGAUCACGGGGCUCACUGGGGAUGUGGCCUUGGCGCUGGAGGGAGCUCGACUUCCGAUCCUGGCACUGACCAACUUGCCACCACCACCGCCCCUGAGAACGGCAAAGGCCCCUCUUCCGGUGAGGCCGCCCACCGAAACAGUGACAUCACUCAAGUCUGAGCCAACGGCAAGUCCGCCCUCAGGAUCGGCAGAUUGAUGAUUUUAGGUUGUGAAGUUUUUCG
Molecule: messenger RNA, 829 nt
Organism: Cladocopium goreaui
Lineage: Eukaryota; Dinophyceae; Suessiales; Symbiodiniaceae
Source: the annotation of a GenBank genome assembly